Sinocyclocheilus anshuiensis is the source of this 920-nucleotide messenger RNA. RefSeq names its product synaptoporin-like. The transcript is spliced from 7 exons. The record is from RefSeq and is a predicted model, not a curated record. NCBI's taxonomy places the organism in Eukaryota, Metazoa, Chordata, Actinopteri, Cypriniformes, Cyprinidae. Bases 60 to 920 code for a protein of 286 amino acids. Gene Ontology annotation, cellular component: synaptic vesicle membrane; synaptic vesicle.
UAGCGUUGUUUUGGUCUUGACCUAUCAUACUUACAAGCGCAUUUCUCUUAAACAAGAAAAUGGAAACCACUAAUCAGAUUGUGUCACUUGGGACAUUCCAAGUGCUUAAAUUACCUUUGGGAUUUAUCCGCGUUCUGGAAUGGCUUUUUGCCAUCUUUGCAUUUGCAACAUGUGGAGGCUACUCUGGGCAACUGCAGGUUAGUGUGGACUGCAUCAACAAGUCUGACAGCAACCUCAGUAUUGGCAUCAACUUUGCUUACCCAUUCAGGUUGAACCGGGUGGAAUUUGACGUGCCGAUGUGUGAGGGAAGGAGACAAGAGCGGCUUUACCUGAUCGGAGACUUUUCCUCCUCCGCCGAGUUCUUCGUCACCAUUGCUGUCUUUUCCUUCCUGUACUCCUUGUUGGCCACUGUGGUCUACAUCUUUUUCCAGAACAAGUACCGCGAAAACAACCGUGGCCCUCUCAUUGACUUCAUAGUGACGGUGGUGUUCUCAUUUAUGUGGCUAGUGAGUUCAUCUGCCUGGGCAAAAGGUCUUUCAGAUGUAAAGGCGGCGACUGAUCCAGAUGAGGUGGUUCUGCUCAUGUCUGCAUGUAAGGUGCAGACCAACAAGUGCAGCUCACUGUACGGACCCAGAUGGUCUGGCCUGAACACAUCUGUGGUAUUUGGUUAUUUGAACUUUGUGCUGUGGGCUGGAAACAUCUGGUUUGUGUUUAAAGAGACAGGAUGGCACAAGGGAGGUGCAGCAAGGUACCCUGCCUCGUCCUCAGAAAAACAAACCACAGCCUUCAACCAGCAGGUCUACAACCAGGGAAGGUUUGAUCAGUCAGGAGGAGCUUUUACUGGAACGGGGGACUUCGCCCAAUCAGAGUACAGCCAGGUGGGAAAUUAUGGUGGGCCCACCUCCUACACCAAUCAGUAA